AUGGGGGGCCCUAUUUGCCAAGAGAUCCGCAAGUUCGGAUGUGGACACACAGCGGAUUAUCAUCAUCCAUGCAACAAAUUUCCUGAGCACGGGAAAGAGGGCCGUAGCUCCAGGCUAUCACAACGGUUGCAAGGCUUCUUUUCGCGUCGUCCAAAGGUUUGUAAGGAUCGCCGUUUUUCUCAGGACUGCGUCAAGUGCGAGGAAUCCAGUGACAGUGAUGCAUCUUCGGCAUCUGGUCCGGCAGACGCAGCAGCCGACGUGAAGGACCAUCACGUUUCGAACGCAAACCAUGACAACUGUUCACCGCAGGACACACGAGAAGACGAAAAACAGCAGCCUCUUACCGUUAGAGUCAGCGCUGGAUUGGACAAGACUCUCGCGGAAUUAAACCCAACCAUUCGUGCCGUUCGGGACAGUUCUGCAUCGGAUGAGUCCCUCUUGCCAGUGGAUUCCAUAACGAGCAGCGGGACACAAUUUGCAUCAGAGUCUCUCGAUGAUCGAGACAUCGUACAACCCGGCUUAUCCUCGAAAUGCGAAAACCAUCCGAUAACCAAAGGCAAGCUCAAGCCGCCUCCCGUUCAAUUCAAGUUCCUGGGAGAGGAGUCACGCAAAUGGGAGUUGUUCUGGAAGAAAAGAACUCCGUCUUCGGAAUCAAUGGUUUGCGAAACAGCACUUCGGAGAGAAGAGAUAGGGGCCAUGUUUUGA
Molecule: messenger RNA, 705 nt
Organism: Metarhizium acridum CQMa 102
Lineage: Eukaryota; Fungi; Ascomycota; Sordariomycetes; Hypocreales; Clavicipitaceae
Source: RefSeq, a predicted model, not a curated record